AUGCGUCAUAAGUGGAGCACAGCUUAUAGCAAGAAUGUAUUCUCUGUUGGUAUCAUGUCCCCCCAAAGGAGUGAGAGUACAAACAAUGUGUUGGGUGAGAUUGUGGGGAAAACAAUAACUCCUGCACAAUGUUUAUUGGCUUUUGAGAAGAUGGUCAAAAAGUGGCGCCGCUUAGAGGUUGAGGAGGAAUUCAAAAACUGCCAAAGUACGCCUCCGCUUGUUAUAAAUAUUAGUGAAACGUUACGGCAUGCAUCUAAUGUAUAUACUCACAAAAUCUUUAAUAUAUUUUUGAAUGAGUAUCUUGAAGGGACUGGUGGAAGCACUUCUAUAGAGAUUGGUCAAAGUGAUAACAUCUCAUAUCAUGAAGUCAUCUUGAACCAUAAGCCUAAUAAAAAAUAUGAGGUGACAUGA
Cicer arietinum (chickpea) is the source of this 411-nucleotide messenger RNA. Lineage: Eukaryota; Viridiplantae; Streptophyta; Magnoliopsida; Fabales; Fabaceae. The record is from RefSeq and is a predicted model, not a curated record.